Molecule: messenger RNA, 3840 nt
Organism: Scedosporium apiospermum
Lineage: Eukaryota; Fungi; Ascomycota; Sordariomycetes; Microascales; Microascaceae
Exons: 10
Coding region: 1-3840 (1279 amino acids)
Biological process (GO): DNA-templated transcription
Molecular function (GO): DNA binding; zinc ion binding
Source: RefSeq, a predicted model, not a curated record
AUGGAACAGAAACGUCCUAUCAUCAUCGGUAAUGUGGCUGGGGCCAUGGAGGAUUGCCCAGAUGCAAUGCAUCGCAUGAUCUCUAGCGGACCUCUCGACGCAAUUGCUGGUGACUGGCUUUCCGAGUUGAACGUCGCUUGGAACGCCAUCCGCAAGUACGACAAUCCGGAGAAGGGAUAUGAGGUCGGCUUUCUAGAACAACUCGAUGACUGCAUCGACGUUAUCGCUGAAAAGAAGAUCAAGCUUAUCAGCAAUGCUGGCGCUCUGAACACUCCUCAGUGUACCAAGCUUGCCAGGGAGAUCUGCGAGAAACACGGACAUGGCCACCUGAAGCUAGCAUAUGUCCAGGGCAACGAUAUUUCUGACAUCGUGGCCGACAAGACCAAUCAGGCCCAGCUGGGCGGCAUUAGACACCUUGACCAUCCUGAUCGAACCCUGGAAAGCUGGGGUAAGGAGCCACUUUGCGGUGUGGCUUAUUUCGGAGCAUGGGGGAUCGUGGAGGCUCUUCGGCAAGGGGCAGAUAUCGUCAUUUGCGGUCGGGUCACCGAUGCCAGCCCCGUCAUCGCCUUAGCUGCGUGGUGGCAUGGCUGGUCGCAUACAGACUGGAACCAGCUUGCUGGUGCUCUUAUUGCCGGGCAUUUGAUCAAGUGUGGACCGUACGUCACCGGUGCCAACUUCACAGGGGUCAGACCUUACCUAGAUGGCCUGGUUGACCUUGGCUUCCCGAUAGCCGAAAUUGCACAUGACGGCACCACUGUCUUGACGAAGCAUCCGACCCACGCGGGUAUCGUGGACCAAUUCAAUGUGCGUGCCCAGUUUCUCUAUGAGAUUCAAGGUACACAAUACAUCAACUCGGACGUUCUUGCGGAUAUAGGUGACGUGAAAAUCGAGAACACUGGGGAGAAGGACCGUGUCCGAAUCUCCGGCGCUGUCGGUAGCCCUCCCCCUCCAAACACCAAGGCCAUCGUGGUUUCUAUCGGCGGUUACCAGGCCGAGGCAACCUUUUACAUGAACGGUCUAGACAUAGACGCCAAGGAACGCUUCAUGAGACAGCAAAUUGAGCACGCAUUUGCAGACUCCAACUUCACCGAGUUGAGCAUCGAACGCUAUGGGGCGAGCGCCGUCAACCCCAGCAACCAGGCCCUGGGCACCGUGUCUGUCCGGGUGCUAGUUAAGGGCAAAUCUGAGCACGACAUUCGAGAAGAUUACUUCCGCAAAAAGAUUUAUGCGCUGAGAAUCCAAUUUUACGCCGACUUCAGGACCAUGUCCCCCAAGAUGUUCAUGGAGCUUUUCCCAGGCCUAAUAUCCUACGAGAAACUCCCGCAUCGCGUGGUUAUGGAUGAUAACGUCAUCGACAUCAAGCACCAUGGCAUCACUGCGCCUCCUCCGGGGAAGCGACCCACCUAUGAGACGGCAAACCCGGCCGACCUCAGAACGUUUGGCUUCACGAAUAGAGUACCCCUGGGAACUGUCGCGCACGCCCGCUCCGGCGACAAAGGCAACAACUGCAAUGUAGGUUUCUUCGUUCGUUCGGCCGAGGAGUACGAAUGGCUACGGUCGUACUUAACGGUGUCCAAGAUCACCCGGCUCCUGGGAGAGGAUUACCGGGAUUCUGUCACGGUCGAGCGGUGCGAGUUCCCCCAAAUAUGGGCCGUGCACUUCCGGUUCCUCGAUUUUCUGGGCGGCGGCGCCGCGAGUAGUAGCCGAAUCGACAUGCUUGGGAAGGGAGUAGCCGAGUACCUUCGGAGCAAAUACGUUGAUGUACCAGCAAAACCGGCCGAGGUGGAGGAGGCGGAGUCCGGACAUAACGGCUUAAUACCCGAAUGGAGACUGCGUUCUUCCCCCGCAUUAAAUUCGGAGCGAUCCAGCUUGCAAUGGGCCUCCCAACAGGAGCAACGACAAUCCCAGCAAAACCAGCGGAAGCGGUCGCCGGAACAACAUCUGAAUUCCUGCACCUCACCUUCGCCUACAGUCCAGUUUUCCAACCAGCCUGAUGAUAUCGGAGGUGAAGUUAACGAUAGCGGUCUUUCCGGGUUAGAUUACCCCAUCGCGUUACCGGAUGAUGAUACAAUAUUGCCACCAGUUGAGUUCGAUCAUGCCCGGCUCCUCGUGCCCCAACCCGCGGGGGAGCGCCAAACACCUAACAACCCCGGCGAAGAUGGAGGGAUGUUGGAGAGAUUACUCUUCCCUGGAAACUCCUGCGCCAAACCAAAUGCUGCAUUCGUUUUGUACAAGUGUUGCCCGUGUGUCGAGGUGGAUGACCUGCGGCGUCUCGAACCAUGUGCUGUCCAGUUUCUAGGGCAAUGCGGUUGUUUCCAUCUCCCAGCUCGAUCCAUCCUCGACGAGUUCAUCAAACAAUACUUCUUGCACUUCCAUCCUGUGCUUCCUCUCCCUCUCCCUCUCAACGAGCUGGAAUUCCAGAAAAUGUACUUUGCGGAACCCACGUCCCAUCCAAAACAACGGCGUGUACCGCUCUUCCUCCUUCAAGCAAUGCUCUUUUUAGCUUGCCCCUACGUUUCUGUCUCCAAGUUGCGCAAGCUGGGGUUCCAAACCGUUCAAGACGCACGCGCUAAGUUUUACAGUAGAGCCAAGCUUAUCUUCGAUAUGUAUCCUUACAUAGAUGAUGUUGCGAGAGCCCAGGGGGCACUUAUGUUGACUUACCACGUAUCUUCCGCGACUCACAAGGCCGACACUUUCUGGUUGAGUACCGCGAUCCACUACGCGAAAAGUGCGAAAGCCCACAUGUAUACACUAAUGCGCGAAGGUUCGCGAGAGGCAAACAUCCUCAAGCGCCUAUGGUGGUGCUGUAUCCUACGUGAUCGCAUCAUGGCUUUGGGAUUGCGAGGGCCGCUGCACAUAAAGCCCGCCGAUUUCGACUUCACCCAACCAGGGUUCGUGGAAGCGGACUUCAGGGAUGAGAUCAGAGGGUCAAUGGUAUAUGACUCGACAGCCAAGCAGGUCUUGGUCCAGCUCGCCGGUAUGCUCUGUGAGCUGGCGGUAGCCUUGAACAACAUCCUCGAGGUCCUUUAUCGCGAAACACCCUUCAGGCCUGGGGGACACCAUAAUCCGCCGAGCCCCGAAGACCUGAAAACGUGGUCUCUCGGACUGGACAACUGCACUGCGAAAGCCUCUCUUUGCAAUCACAUGCUCCUCCAUGCCUUUUCGGCUGUCGACGACAAGACCCAAGACGACCACAUGGAAUCCCGGCUCCAAACACAACUGGAGAUGAAUCAGGCGCUGUGUAGGAUCACUGACGAUCUAGUUGAGCUAGAGCAUUUGGGGCUCGCCAAGUUCCUCCCCAAUACCUUCAUUGGCUUCUCUGCUUUUCCAUUUAUCUGGCACUUGCUCGACGCAAAUUUGAUCCGCACCGGACCACCAUCCCACAGAACAGAAAGAGUCUCAAAAGUCUACGCCGAUAUCAUGAAGGGAUUUCGUUCCUUGUAUGAGAGCACCGAUGAGAUGCUUCGCUACGCCGAGAAGAUAAUCAACUAUAUCAAAGAACACGAGCAGCUUCAAGCGGAGUGCCUCGAUCCCAGUAUUCUCGCUCGAUCGGCUCAAAGGGAGCACCCCACAACCCAUACGCUAGCGCGAGCAUCGUAUCCAAAUAAUGGCUGGGUCGACAUUUUCCUCAACAGACCGCAGACAUCCCUCCGGAUUGUUAUGACCGUAGACUUUUGUCUCACACGAGGACAUUUCCCGUCUGAGGCAGACUUCCCGAAAGCCUUGCGCGCGAUUCAACAGGAGAAUCACGAAUCUGGAAUUGGCUUCUCGGGAGAUGCGGAUGAGAUUGCGUGGUGGACACUACUUCAGGAAGCCAUGGAUGUUGGUUUCGGCGGCUAG